AUGAAUGAAAUUGCAUUGAUUGAAUCACCACAAUCAACAUAUAUAACACGAUCACGAAAUGCGACAUUAACGUGUCGAGCGCUUAAUGCUAAACGUAUACGUUUUAAAUGUAAUGGACAUUGGCUGGACGAUUCACGCCAUAAUGUAUCACAUGGAAUAGAUGCUGCAACCCAUUUGCCCUUUCAUAAAGCAACCGUUGAAAUUGAUCGUCAAGAAAUAAAUAUUCAUCCCGGUGAUUUCACGUGCCAAUGUUAUGCAUCCACUGAUUCUGACGUACAAGUGGUUCGUUCCGAAUCAGCACGUGUUCGUAUCGCAUGUAAGUGA
This is a messenger RNA of Cercopithifilaria johnstoni, 324 nucleotides long. Lineage: Eukaryota; Metazoa; Nematoda; Chromadorea; Rhabditida; Onchocercidae. The record is from the annotation of a GenBank genome assembly.